Pundamilia nyererei is the source of this 3984-nucleotide messenger RNA. It is a transcript of the gene gemin4, whose product is annotated as gem (nuclear organelle) associated protein 4. Gene Ontology annotation, cellular component: SMN complex. The transcript has 6 exons. Bases 217 to 3561 code for a protein of 1114 amino acids. Gene Ontology annotation, biological process: rRNA processing; spliceosomal snRNP assembly. The record is from RefSeq and is a predicted model, not a curated record. Lineage: Eukaryota; Metazoa; Chordata; Actinopteri; Cichliformes; Cichlidae.
UGGUUGCACACGCUGACGCUAACAGCGGAAGCGCUUUAUACGAAGUUUGUGUCACUCUGAUAGAAACCUUUGCUGGGAGGUAGUAUCGUGUUUGCUCUCUACUUCAUUAUACUCUGAUGUAAAGUAUUAGAGCUGUGGUACAGCUUAUAGUUGGAACUAAAAUUAGCAAACUAGCUUCUCAGCAUCCAGGUCCACUCUGCAGCUUUGGCACUAAUAAUGAACAAAGACUCGACAGUGCUUCAGGGAGCUUUCCUCCUGGCUGAUAAGCUGUGUUCCCCCUCAUCUCUGUCCACCAUUCAGAAAGCAGACUGGAGCCGGGUGGGACAUGUGAUCCUGGAAGCACUCAAAGAAAUCUGCAGACAGGAUGAAGUCAGUGACUGUCCCAACCCAGCAGCUGAGAGCUGGAAAAAGAGGAUGGUUUGUGUUGUGUGGCUGAAGCUGCUGUGCAGAGAGGCUGAGGAGAACGUUGAGUUUGCUUGGAGGGAGAACCCUUUCUUCUCUCUCCAAAACAGCCUCCCUGAGGUCAGCCAUGUCGUCCUGCUGGAGCUGGUGAAGUCAGCAGCAGCUGCGGGUGUUUUUGCCAGUUUCCUCCUGCGUCUUCCUCACGCUCAAAUCUGUGCUGAGCUGGAAAGGCUGGUGGAACAUGUGAGGAGCGAUCCCAUAGGGGAAGACGAUGUCCGACUCCUUCUGGAGGUUUGGUGGGAGCUGUGGAAAGGCAGAGUGGAAGAGGAGGUUGGAGAAGAAGAGAGCAUAGAGAAGAUGUUUGCCAGCCAGCUUGCUCGCCUCUCCUCUGAGUCCUCCAGUCUGUCCCCUCAGGCUGCAAAGAGGUUAAAGUUAGACACGCCAAAUUCAGCAGAUAUUCUGCACAUUCUUCUUUACGCACUCAAAGACAUGAAAGGUCACAUAUCCUCACCUGACCUCUGCUUUCAGGCCUUAUCCAUUUCCCUCGAUGCUCUUUACACAACUUUCCUGAUAGACCAAAACGUGGUGCUUCCAGCUAAAGAGAAGUUGGACUGUUUGUGUAAAAUCCUCCGAGCCAGGGAGGAGAACAUGGAGAAGCUGAGUCCUGAAAUGAUUCAGGAAGCUCUGAAAGACUUGCGUGCUUCUCACACACCUUCUCAGUUUAAUCUGCGGCAGAUGAAGCUGAGUGAAGCCCUGAGGAUUAUCACAGAGCUUGCACAGUUUUGGCAAAGCGGUGUUCUCAGUCAGUGUGACCACUCCAGCCCUAGUUACUCUGCUUUCCAGCUAGAACAAAGCAUCCAGAGGGUCCUGGCUUCUCUAGAGGAAGCACCCGGAGCUGGUAGUGAUGACUUUGAAGGAGAGAAUGAUACACUCAGAGGUGUGCUGAAGUCACUGUCCCUCCCUGCCGCAGAGAGCAGCCCUGAAGUGAGCGCAGAGGUUGCUGCUGUCAUCAUCACCCAUCACCUGGAAGACUGUGAGGACUUUGCAGCGUUGUUUGCCAGCGAGCCAUUAUGGGCAGAACGUGCGGAUCGCUGGCUCGACUGCCUGGAAAAAAACCAGGGGGCAUUCCGGCAGCACAGCACCCUCAUGAGCCUCGCCUCCACCCUAAUGAGCAGACUCCAUAGUGAGAGCGCUAAUGUGAGGCAGUGUCACAAACUGCUGAAAAUCACUUCAGGUAUUUUCUCCACACUCACAUUAGAAGACCAGAACAAAGCGUUGGCUGCCAUGCUGAGAUUAUCCAGCAGGGGGUUCUUCGAGUGCUCUGUACCUGCUGCUCUAGCUGAUGGGUUUGAACAGGAGCUCAACAUGGCCUUCAACUGCAUCAUUCAGGGGGCGGGCGGAGCUUCAGUGGGAGCUUCACAGGGCAAUCUGACUACGGCAGCCUCUCUAGUUGCAAGAGUGGCCUUUCAGAACCCCAAAGCCACUUUGAGGUCCUGCUGUCAUUCGGCUGUUUUCAACAAAGGAGCUUUCUCUCUAAUGGCUAAGAUCCUGGAACAGCUGCCAGGACUCAGAGAGCAGAGGGGAAGAAGAGAUGGAGGGAGGAAAAAUGUGGUGUGCAGUUUACUUUGCAAGUGUUUACAGGACAUGAUCCAGACCAAGUCACUGUUAGCAACUGAAAAAGAACAGUUCCUCAAGUUUCUGGGUCUGCUCAUGGAGCCUGUCACUUCAGCUGAGGGAGAAGGAAAGAGGGAAAGCGUUCUGUCACCUCAGGAAGUCGUGAAAACCUUUGUCCUGCCUAACCUCUCAGCUACAGCUCACUGUUCUGUGGAUGCAGAGCUGAGUAUCCAGCUUCUUCAGACUGCUUUGUCUGUGGACGUGCAGGAAGCAGCCACCACUCCUCACUGGGUGUUCGACUGCUCUCCUUUCCCCCUCCUCUACAUGCUGGCCCAGCUACACAACCAGACUCUCAGAUGUUGGGAGCAACCACCAGACCACCACAUCUGGUCCAUGGAUAUGAAGGAGCUGCUGUUGUCAGUGCUGACCACUCUGGGGCAGGUGGUGGGUGCGGAGGUGGCAGCGGCCCCCAGCAGCUGGUCCCGAGCGCUGUUCUGGCUCCACAACAAGAUGGAAGAGCUGGACUGGACGGUUCAGUUCCUGCUGAACCCUGUGUGGGGGGAGCACUUUAAAAAUGAAGUGCCCUCCUCUCUACUGGCUGUGUGUGAUCUACCUGAACAGGAAUGGUUGGGUGUGGACCUUCCCUCGUACGGUUUGGGCACAGGUCUUUUAGCCUGGAUGGAGUGUUGCUCCAUAUCUGACUCUCUGCAGGGCACCAUGCUGUCCUGUCUCACUCUGGACCAGCACAAACCUGACCACGUCAGCAUGUUCAGCAAAGGCCUGCUAGUGGCUCUGACUCAGAUGCUGCCCUGGUGCUCCGUCUCCCAGUGGAGCAGGCUGCUGAGAGGCCUCUGUGAGCUGAUCACAUCCAGCCGCCUUCACGUGCCUUUCUCUCUGGAGUACGUGGACUUUCUGCCCCUACUGGACCUGAGGAAGUUUUCAUGUGAACUCCGCCUGUCAGUCCUCCUGCUUCGAGUCCUGCAGCUGCUCUGCGGCUCCAGCUGCUCUGACUGGCUGUCGGCGAAUGGCUGGGCACACGUAGGCAGGUUAUACGCCCACGCUGUGAGGGACAUGAUGAAUUCACUACGAGCCAAACUGCCUCUUCCUUCAUCUGGUGCUUUUACUGCUUCUGCUUCAACUCCUCCUAAAACGCCAGAAACCACAGACUCAAAUCCAACUCUCAUAUGUCCAAAGUCCGAAGAAGCCAGAGACACUCCUCUGAUAUCAAAGGAUUCACAGAAGGAGACUGCUCCAAGCCAGGAAGUUCUUUUUGUUCUGAGCCAGCUCUUCUGCCAUGUUCAGCACGUCCAGGUGAUGAUGCCAGGAGGCCAAUGUGAGCCUCUGUUCCUCUCUAGUCUGGAGAUCCUCAGUCAGUACGAGGCCAUUAUGGCCGCCUUCCCAAACAGCUGCACCCCACUGGAGUGCGACAACACCCGCCACUUCUUCUCUACCAUCUCAGACAACUUGGAGAACCUGGAGAUGAAGGCUGUGCUGCAGCAGAAAAUUGCUCAGCUCGUGUCCUCAGCAGCAUUAUGCACACACUGAUCUAUCUGCUGUUUCCCACUGAGCACUUUGAGUUUGCAAAAACUCAAUCCUGAAUAUGCCUGCUGAUUAACAACAGUGUAAUGUUAAGGUCAUGUUUAAUAUGAGCACCUCUCUAAGAAUCCGCUAAUGAUGUCAGUGUAUGUACAAGUUAUCCCUGUGAGCCAGAAGCUCAGGCUGGAGACGACUCUAAAUAGUUUUCUUUAUUUUUUUAUUCUUGGCUCUAUGUGAUGUCAUAGAAAAUAUAUUUUUAAUAUAAUGAGACACGGACCUGCUGUAUGUGAGGGCAGGACACAAAACUACUCAUGUAGGGUGCAAGAAUGAAAGCAUGGAGAUGGAAAUAAGGAGGAAAUCUGUCACACUGAACUCAAGUUAAGAAGUAACAAGCUUGAACUCUCUGUGAAUUAAAAACCAAACUUAAAAUCA